This is a messenger RNA of Oppia nitens, 1499 nucleotides long. RefSeq names its product L-2-hydroxyglutarate dehydrogenase, mitochondrial-like (gene L2HGDH). The transcript is spliced from 8 exons. Bases 73 to 1425 code for a protein of 450 amino acids. The record is from RefSeq and is a predicted model, not a curated record. Gene Ontology annotation, molecular function: (S)-2-hydroxyglutarate dehydrogenase activity; (S)-2-hydroxy-acid oxidase activity. NCBI's taxonomy places the organism in Eukaryota, Metazoa, Arthropoda, Arachnida, Sarcoptiformes, Oppiidae.
AGUUUAAUAAAACACCAGUUUAGGUAUUGCUAAGUCAUAUCUUAACAUUUAAUAGAAAUAAUAGCAAUAAUUAUGACUUUAAUUAACUUGUUUUGCAUAACAUCUUUAAGAAGCGAUCUGAUUGUCCGCAAAUUCUUUACGGUCAGUGCUUUAGGAUAUGAGUGGAACUCUGAAAAAGAGCACAAUUAUGACAUUGUUAUAGUCGGUGGUGGUAUUGUGGGAACUGCUACGGCUCGGGAAUUAGCUAUUAGAAAUCCAAAACUCAAGUUAGCUAUUAUUGAGAAAGAAAACAGAUUGGCUGUUCACCAAUCGGGUCAUAAUUCUGGUGUCAUUCACGCCGGUAUCUAUUACAAGCCCGGAUCACUUAAGGCUAAAUUAUGUGUUGAGGGCUCAGCACUGGCUUACGAUUAUUGUGACCAAAAGAAGAUUCCUUAUAAAAAAGUAGGUAAACUAAUUGUAGCGGUAAAUCACGAGGAAGUGGAUCGACUCAAUGAACUUUACCAAAGAGGACUACAAAAUGGUGUCAAAGAUAUGAUUUUAGUUCAACAAAAUGAUAUCCAAAAGUAUGAACCAAAUUGUGUCGGACUUAAAGCCAUUUGGAGUCCACACACCGGUAUUGUUGACUGGGCUCAAGUUAACCAAUCAUUUGGCAAAGAUUUUGAAUCACUUGGCGGUCAAAUCUAUACUAAUUUUAAGGCAAAUAAAUUUGAAUUAGAGGAUAAUACUGGAGAUCAAUUGGUUAAAGUUAUUGAUAAUACCGGUGAUAAAGUGAUCAGAACUCGAUUUGUGGUCACUGCAGCCGGUCUUCAUGCCGAUCGUAUUGCAAAACUAACAAAUGGACAACAAAAUCCAAGAAUCGUUCCCUUUAGAGGAGAGUAUCUUAUUUUAAAGAAAGAAAAGAGUCAAAUGGUUCGAACCAAUAUAUAUCCGGUACCGGAUCCCAGAUUUCCAUUUUUAGGCAUACAUUUUACUCCAAGAAUGGAUGGAAGUGUAUGGCUCGGACCAAAUGCUGUGCUUUCACUUAAACGUGAAGGAUAUAAAAAAUCUGACUUUAGUUUAUCGGACGUCUGGGAAACCAUAAGAUUUAGUGGAUUUAGAAAUCUAGCACUCAAAUACUUGGGUCCAGGAUUUAGUGAACUUUAUAGAAGUUUUAGGACUACAGCACAGGUAGAAUUACUUCGCAAAUAUGUGCCUUCUCUUACAAUCGAUGACAUCGAGCCUAAGACUUAUAGUACUGGUAUCAGAGCCCAAGCACUCGAUGAAAAGGGCAAUUUAGUGGACGAUUUUGUGUUUGAUUCGGGAAGUGAUGAAAUUGGUAAACGAGUGCUACACGUGCGCAACGCACCGUCACCAGCGGCAACCUCUUCACUGGCCAUUGCAAAAAUGAUUGCAGAAAAAACUGAAACUUUAUUUUUAAAUAAAUGAUAUUUUAUUGAUAUAAUAAUUAAAUGAUUAAAGUAAUGAUACAUUUGUGAUAAAUAGAUAAUUGAUUUUAAAGA